Messenger RNA from Aphanomyces invadans, 525 nucleotides. RefSeq lists its product as hypothetical. Gene Ontology annotation, molecular function: protein-cysteine S-palmitoyltransferase activity. Gene Ontology annotation, cellular component: endoplasmic reticulum; Golgi apparatus. Lineage: Eukaryota; Oomycota; Saprolegniomycetes; Saprolegniales; Verrucalvaceae. Bases 1 to 525 code for a protein of 174 amino acids. The transcript is spliced from 5 exons. The record is from RefSeq and is a predicted model, not a curated record. Gene Ontology annotation, biological process: peptidyl-L-cysteine S-palmitoylation; protein targeting to membrane.
AUGUUCGUCAUCACGUUUGGCCUCUUUCUGUACGUAUCCCUUGUGGAUACAUCCGCUACGAGUGACUUGCCCAUUCGAAAGGGGGAGAAGGUCGUUCGUUGCCAGUGUGUGGAUGGUUUCGACCACCACUGCCAGUACCUCAACACGUGCAUCGGCCGGCGAAACCUCAAGCAGUUCCGAUGGCUCAUACUAUGGAACGUCCUGUACCUUGCCGUCCAGAACGCCGUCUCGAUGUACGCCAUCUCGAUUCUCCCGCGACAGACCUCGACGGCGUUCCUCUUGUGCGGACUCACGAUCUUGCCUGGUUUGGCUCUAUUGGGCAUGCUCGUCCUCGCCGCCUUCCAAGUGUACAUUUACUGGAAAGGCAUGCCCACGUUUGAAUUUGCGGUGCAGUGUGCCAGACAGCAUGCAAAAAUGGCGAAGCAGGUGACCGUGGACCACCACAUGGCCACGAUGGCACCUGCAGCGGCCACCAUCACCGUCAGUGAGCAGGUUCAACCCACUCGCGUGCGUGAGUUUGCGUAG